Messenger RNA from Symbiodinium sp. CCMP2592, 14100 nucleotides. NCBI's taxonomy places the organism in Eukaryota, Dinophyceae, Suessiales, Symbiodiniaceae. The record is from the annotation of a GenBank genome assembly.
AUGGAGAUCUCGAGCAAGUUCAACACAUCUCCGUUGCUCGCUGCGUGCAGUGGAUGUUUUGUAGAAAUUGCUCGGAUGUUGGUCGAGGCAGGCACUGAUUCUGCAGAUACUCUGGGAGUCAGCCCGCUUCUAGCUGCUUGCCGCCACGGCUCGCUGGAAUUGGUAUCUCUUCUGCUGGAAGCAGGAGCUACCACAAACAUCGUUGAUAGGGAUGCUACAUCUCCGCUACUGGUAGCAUGCAAGAAUCAUCAGAUCGGCAUCGCCAGACUUUUGAUUACAGCCCGAGCCGAUCCGAACAUCUCAAACAAGAGCGGAGACUUCGCCCUCUUGCUCGCCGCAGAGGCCGGAAACCCCACCGAGAGGCGAGGCCUCGCAGGCCCCCCGCGUCAGAGCCGAUCAGAGCUCCUGAGGCUUUUGUUGGACGCAAGCGCCGACCUCGACAAGACGGAUGGAAAGGGCAUCUCCGCAAGAUCGGCCCUUGCGGUAGCAUGCGAAAAGGGAGACGUCGAGGUCGCGCAUCUGCUGCUGCAGAGGGGUGCCAAGCAGAAGGGGGGCGAGUGGGGCAAGUCCCCGCUGCUGCUAGCAUGCCAGAACGGCCACUGCAAUGUUGUGCAGAUGCUGCUCGAGGCAAGGGCAGCCCCUGACUGCACUCAUGGAGAGGCAUCACCUUUGCUGGCUUCUUGCGAGAAUGGACACUGGGAGGUUGUGGAGCUCUUGCUUCGAGCUGGUGUAGGUGCGCAAGCCUCAGAAAGCAGCGGUAUCUCACCUCUCAUAGCCGCCUGCGAGCGAGGUCGCCUACGUGUCGUGGAGGUUUUGCUGGCAAACGGAGCGCCGAGGGAGUCGGACACUCGCGGCAUCUCCCCCUUACUGGCCGCUUCAGAGAUUGGGCACGUGGAUUUGGUAUCGCUGUUGAUAUCCGAGCGCUCGAAUUUGGAUCACGUGGACAGAGGUGGCAGGUCCCCCUUGCUGGCGGCAUCGCUGAACGGUCACAGCAACGUGGUUCGGCUGCUGCUGGCAUUUGCCGCUGAUCACAGCAAGCAAGACAUCGCCGGGACAUCUCCUUUGCUGGCAGCCUGUGCGACUGGUAGCCUGGAAAGCGUGCAGGCUUUGCUCACAGCCCGCGCCGAUGUGGACCUAGCUAACCACACAGGGGAAUCGCCGCUGCAGCUUGCUUUGCAGAGGGAUUUCACGCAGAUAGCCACUUGCAUCCGGGAGAUGUGUGAGGACAUGUUCUACUUCUGCAAUGUGAGCAGUGGUGGAGCUGCAACCAAGGGCCUCUUCGUCCUCUACCUGUCUGAACGUCCUGGCUUUGACGAGAAGGGUGUGAUCCACGCGGCCGGUGACUUUGGCUACUUCGGAUUGCCUCGACCUUUUCAAGGGUGCGUUUUCUCUUCCUUCCUCUUCUUCUUCUUCCUCUUCCACAAGCUCGACUCCUUUGUCUUCCACGUGCCCGCAAUGGAGGGUGAUUUGGAAGGUGCCAUGCAAGUCGAACAGGUUGUGAAUGUUGGCUCUCCCACCGAGAUUGCAGAGGAGUCCUCCGAAGAUGCGGAAGCGGAUAUGGAACCCAAGUUGGAGAAGCGCAAACGGGAGAUCGACAUGAAGAAGAAAAGGCAUGCCGCCCGUGACCGAGGUGGUGGAGAAGAAGCUGGCGGUAGCGACGAUGAGGAGCAAGAGAGCCCCUCCAAGAGGGCAUCCCAUGGAGCCGAUCUACCCCUCUCAGCCCGUGAACUCCGAGCACUUCUACUUGAUCAUCGUCGAGACAUGACCAACGCUUGGAAGACGUUCGAGGGCCGCCUCGGUCGCCUUGAGAAGAUCGAUAAAGACCGUCGCGGUGAGAUUGCCUCUGUGGCUGGCAGGACCAAGGUCGUCGAGAAGGACAUGGUAGCAGUUCGUAAGGCGGCCGAGCUCAGUAAAAGUUCUGUUGAGGCAUGUGAUAAGAGGGUUGACAAGCUCGCAGAGGAAGUUCAGAAUUUGAAGGUUCAGCUUGAGGAGAACAAGUCGGAAGCUGCUGGAGAUGUCAAGGACCCUUGGGCUGAUUACUUACGUCAGCAACAGCAGGGUUUCGCUCCAUGGCCUGCCCCAUCUUUGCGGGGUCGCGCUGCACCCAAAGGAAUGUCGAGACCACAGGCUGAGGGUGAAAUGCAAAAGUCACUUCCUGAUGGUGAUUUCCUCUCUGAAGAAGAUCGACGAACUCUCAUCGUGGGCGGUUGGUGUCAAGACACACGAAGGCAGGUGAUCGAGGAGGAGUCACGUGCACUUCUUGACCAUCCGGAAGUACGCCCACUCAUUGACGUGGAGAAGAUCGCCGUCGAUGGGCCCCGUCGCAGUGUUGGGACGAUCAAAUUUGUUCUUCGUGAGGGUGAACGUUCUUUGGAUGAUGUUAAGGGACGCAUGUGGCAGGUCAUUCGCAUCGCUGCCAGGUUGAAGCUGACCGUCGAGAGCGCCCGCUCUAAUGGUGAGGACCGUGCCAUUUGGGCCUCGGUUGUCAAAACCCGUACAGCUCGCACGCGCUCUUCCCACAUCAGCAUGGUGCGUCGUGUCACGAUCGACCUCGUGGGUGAAAACAAAGAUGAUGGGGGGGGAGUUCUCAACGAUGCACACCUUCAGCAUGGGGCGUAUGACAUGGAUUGGAAUGCUGGCACCAUUUGGUGCGGCAUUCACAAGCUUGCGUCCUCCACUCACCGGAAGCCCAAGGAUGCGGAGACGAUCUUGAUGACCGGCGGCUGGGUGAAUUUGGAUGCCAUCGGCCUCAUCGCGGGAUGCUCGGCAGAGGACGAAGGGGAGAAUUUGGAUCUUUCCUCUGCUGCUCCGCUCCGUGGUCAGUCUAAGACUACGCAUGGGGUGCGUCAAGGUGUGUGUGCAAAACACAAGUGGGGGAGAUUUUCCUCAUGGAACCUUGGUGGACAAGAUGUCCACAAGAUCGAUUUGGCAGGGAGGGAUCUUGAUGUCGUUUGUGUGCAAGAAGUUUCACGUGGAGAUGCUCACUGGAUGACUGAUAACAGCGAUUUGUUUCACUGGGUACUACAUCGUGCUCCUAACCAGUGGCGGGCCGUUGGAGUGGGAAUUGCAUCUGACAAGCUCGACUGCAUUGUGGGAAAGCAUGCGACCAAUCGUGGAGUAUGGGUACUUGCUCGCCUUCGGGGACUUGGACGUGUUGUCAUUGGGAGCAUGCACUGUCACACGGGUGCCACCAAUGCCAUAUACCAAGCCGCCGUCCUACAGUUCGUCAAUGACUGCCCGAACAAGUGGAGACAGUAUCCAGUCUGGUGCGGGCUUGAUACCAACGAACAGCUGGUGUGGGCACGUGACGACGAGGACCGGGUGAAUCUGGUGAAUGGCAGCUCCAACCUCAACCUCCUUGCAAAUUCUUUGCUUGAACGUGACAUUCAUCCACUUGCCCCAAGGCCAGAACAGUGGAACCAGCCCACUCACUUCCCACGCGACCGUCGCCGCACAGGGAGACAGAUUGAUGCAGUUUGGGUGAGGCGCCUCACUACCAGUUCGGCUUACAUUGACCCCGCGAGGAGACAUGUCAUUGGCACCGACCAUGCACUCCUGUACUGUGAUGUCCAGGGGAACAAUGCCUCGUCCGUUCGAUGGGGCAAUGAUUCGCGGGCACGCUAUGUGGUAACGGAUCUGCCGGCAGACAUCAUCGUCGAUGCGAAUGACCUCCGUGACCUUGCCAGGAAAUGUACUAGGCCGCGACUGAGCACUGCUUAUCGAGAUCCUGAAGAAGUGGUUAAGGCGGCUGCACAGGCCCGGAACACUAAUGACCCCAAGGAUUGGAAGGCAGUCCAUCGAUGUCGUCGUCAAGCUCGGAGAACAUGGCGAGCGCAGAGGCUCUCGUCCAUUCUCAAUGGCAACUGGCAUGAAUACCGAUCCCUGCAAAGGGAGAAAAAGCGCCGGACUGGAUGGUGGGGUGGUCUUCUGCACGACACUUCCUCGAAAGAUCUCACCGCCAAGGUCCAGAAUCAUCUCAAGAACAAACUGGAGAACGAGUUCUCAAGUGAUUGGGAUGACACUCUCCAGCAGCAAGUUGAUGCGAUUUGCCUCCGGGAUGACUUUGUGGAUUUUACUCUCCUUGACCUUCGUGAAGUUUUGCAGGAGAUGAAAAUUCAUAGUGCAGUUGGGCCCGAUGGUAUCAGUGUGCACUUUCUGCGAGCUGCUGCAAGUGACGACGUCGUGGCACCACAGCUGCUCGCACUUGUGAACCAUAUUGUCGCAAACUGCGAGCUACCCGAGAUCUGGAGAGACAACUUCUUGGCUCUGCUUGCAAAGGUUGACUUCCCCCAAAAGCCGGGUGAUCUGCGUCCCAUCUGUGUCAGCUCAGCUUUUCACAAGAUGAUCAACAAGCUCAUCUGUCGUAGAGUCAUGCCGCGCAUGCGUAACGGCUCGCUGAUCUCUGGCUGCGGAAAAGGCAGACAGGCCGCGGAUGUCAUCGGGACCAUCAGUCGUGUGAGGGACAUCACACUUGAAUGGCAUCUCCCUACACUGGUCUGCAAGCUCGACAUUUCAGGCGCCUUUGACAAGAUCGACCGUGUCAAAAUCAUGGAAUUCCUGAUGAACAAGCUCAAGGAGAAGGAUCUUGAACAUGAACUUAAGUUUAUGCUCUGCCAAUUGCGCACUUAUCGCCUUGUUGGUCAGGUCCCUGGGGGUGAUGUGAUUGAAGUCGAUGCAAAUGUCGGCAUUAAACAAGGUGCCCCUGAAUCGGCCGAAAUCUUUGGUCUUGUCAUGGAUGAUAUCUUGAGCAGACUGGCGAAACAAAAGGCAUGGGGUGACCUUGGCAAGGCCUUCGCUGACACGGAUAUCGAGCUUGUCUUUUAUCAGGACGAUAUUUUCGUUGUCGAAUCUCAGCUCCCACGUCUGGCGCGGAAGAUCAAGAUUCUUGAGCGCUGCCUCGAGCGGGAUGGCUUGCACCUUGCCACUGAGAAGACCAAGAUCAUUGCAUCCGCCUACUACCAAGGACCAAGAAAGGUUCAGGUAGGUGACUCCGUGUUUCAGAUUGCUGCUGCAGGGGAGUCAGUUAAAGUGCUGGGCCUCUCCUUCUCGCUCCGUUCAAAGGCCUCGCAACAGUCCCGAGAAUUGUUGGGCAGGACUCGUGAUGCGGCAAUGGCACACAAAGACAUACUACGCAGCCAUGCAAGUUGGGCAAAAAAGGCUGACAUGAUGCGAACCCUGGUUGAAAGCCAAUUCUCGUGGACAGCAGGUGCCGUCCACUGGUCUGCAGAAGAUCUUCGGCAGGCAAACAUGCUGCAGCUCCACAUCUUGCGCACCUCCUUUCGUAUCAGUCGCCAGCGGGACGAACGAUGGCAUGAGUGGAAUGCUCGCAGUAUGCGUCAUUGUCGUGCCUGGCUUGCUUGUACUGGCCGUGAUAGGUGGUCGACUGUCAUCCUUAGGCUCCAGCACACACUCGCCGGGCAUUGGGCGCGCCGUGAAGAACACGUUGAUGGCGCACCUCAUUCAGUUCCGGCACUGCCAAUGAGAGCUCUUCAGUGGAGAAGCACAGCUUGGUGGCGCCAUCAGCAGCAGCUCAGCCCUCGUGUAGGACAACGUCAUCCUCGCUGGGUGUUCAUUUCCAACCUUGAGCGCCAGCUCGCUGAUGCUCACGGGGUGAAUUGGCCUGAGCUGGCGGCAGAUCGCAAUCGGUGGACUCAGCUCCGCCCUGCCUUCCUACAUGCAUGGGAUGUCAAGUGGAGCCAGGGACCUUGGGAAGAUGACGGAGCACCUCAAGAGCAGCCCAAUCACUGGGAUGAGUGGGAGACCCAUUGGGAAGCCUCCUCUUCCUCGUCUUGGCCCACCUGGAGCACAACACCCUGGCUACUCUUCGCCCUGCUCUUCGACGACUCCUGGGACAACCCCUUCGUUGGCAUCGACGACACCCUCGACAAGCUCUUCGCCCUGCUCUUCGACGACUCCUGGGACAACCCCUUCGUUGGCAUCUUGCUCCUCGACUACACCCUGGACGACUUCUUCGGCAUCUUCCUCCUCUUGGAAUUCGCCUGGUUCAGCCAACUUCCUCUGCAACAACUUGGCUCCGCUACGUGGCCUCCUCCCUCGGCGUCGUCGUCCUCUGCCUGUCCACCUCCGGAAAGUCUACGACCUUGGACACGGGAAGAGAUAAUGCUGAGGAUGGCGGAAGCAUGGGAUGAAGAAAUCUGCUGGGGUCUACAGGAACAUGUGGUGGAUGAUAUCCUCGGGUGCACACUGCAGGAGGCAACCAACGUGAACAACACGGCGAAUCUCCAGCCCAUCCCGGAGGACAUGCCUUUACCCUUUGACAUCCGCCCUCCUUUGCCUGAACCGCCUCAACAACCUGAUGAAGUUCAUAGUUGGUGGGAUUGUGUACGUGACCGUCGUAACCUGCGUGGACAAGAAGGAUUCCGACUUCGAGCUCAGGUGAACACCACGCCAGACGAUGAAGCCGCUGCUCCUGAACAGGCGACCCCUGCACAGUGGUCUUCUUCCCCCUCUACCUCGGCGACUGAUGACCAACCCCGAGGAAUCACACAACGCUGGGGAGUACAACGUCCCGGAAUCGAUCGCUGGCAUCACCCUAAUGGGUCGGUUCGUUCUCGUCGACGCGAAAGGCUCGCAUCUGAACAGGCCAAUCCUGAUGCGGUGAACCCACCAGCUCCUUUCCAAAUCGAAGGGGUUGAAAUGCACCAGACUGGCCCAGCAGUCAAGGCGAGAACCUUCUAUGGAGAAACAUUCCAGGUUUGGGGAACAGCCGCCUCGUCCAGUGACGACGUUAGCACUACUGUACCAGAUGAUGAGAGCAGUGCCACUGUCGAUCACUAUCAUGGUGAUUCCGAGGGGGGAACUUCUUCAUCUACGGGAUCCGCGAGCUCGUCCGAUGUCGGUUUCUACAAACAUGGGAUCUGGCAUUCUCGUCCUCGUACGCCAGCUGAACUACGUGCACACCAAGGCGGACGAGGUGCUACGCGAACUCAGCGUAAGUCGGCUAGAAUGGCUGAGUACUGGGCUGGGUCUUGGAGACCUGCAUGGCUCAAGCAAUAUGCUCGCGAAAGGGAUGCGCGACAGGCUGCAGCACGAACCGAAGACCCUGCGGUGGUUGAAUCUCUCAACCAAGGGACUUCGUGCAACAGCGAGCCGGCUACGCCUGCUUUGUCGCUAGAGAGUCGCUGGGCUCUUGCGAGACUUGUGCAACGUGCCAGUGAAGGAGCCGAUGCACAGCAGGCGGUGUUGCAGGUACUUCGCCGUCGUCUUGUUCCUCGUGGACUCCUACCUGUAACAAGAGCCCCACGUACGGAGCAAGUGCGAUGGAAUAUGUUCUCCUGGAUACGGCAGUUUAUCCCACUCUUCCUGGAUAACAUGGAGCGCCACCUGAGAACACCUCUCCAGCCACGUGAAAGUGAAGCAAGCUCCUCUAGCACCGAUCUGGAUGGACCUCGAAGUCGGAGUCGUUCACCCCGUGGGUCGAGCGAGCAUCCUGUGGUUUCAGAAGAACUUCGAGAUGAACUGGAAGAGUCGUUUGGUGAGGCUUCGUCGGGACCUGCUUCUCCGUUUCCCCUUCACUUGGCACCCACAGAGUUGCAAGGGAUAUGGCGUGAAUCUGAUGAGACUACAAUGCCAAACCUGACUGCGAUGGGAUCUGGAGGGUGUAGCAACAGUUCUGUGAGCACUACUACCACGACUAACUCCCCCUCGUUGUGUGGGGCUGACUUGAGUGAUGGGCAUGGAGAUGAACCCAUCGUCGACCUGCUGCUCUGCUCCUUCCCGAUUGGUGAUGAGGAUGUACCCAUGCUGGACGAGUACGACCACCUCAACGACUUCGCUGACUACUGCGGAAGCGGAGAAGCGGAUGUACAAGAUCUUACCAGGAGGUUGCUAGUGCAUCAACGUCGACUACUACAUUUGUUGCGCUUGACUCAAGUUGCAUUGGAUGAAACGUGGAGAUGGACCCCAAUUUCGCCAAAUGCUUUGCCCCUCAACGUGAAUAUUCAUGAAAGGCAUAUCUGGGGUGCCAUCGUCCGUGAAGCUGCCCAAGGAUCUGGCUCAGCAUCUUCGGGAAGUUCCACGUGGGUGAAUUCCCCUGCCGUACUGCUUCAGCCAGGAUUACCAACGUCCUUGCAACAAACUGAGCAAGCACUUGAAGGCCUUCCUGAAAGCACGUGGGCUUCGUAUCGUCGACGUGCCUGGCGACGCCACAUGGAAGCCUUGUUUGAGGAGGGCGGGAGAGAAAUUCCGCGUGGUUCAUGGCCAGACCCUGGGGAUCAGGAGCUUUUCCUGGUGCAAACCAAUACUCAAGCAAGCAUUGAGAACUGGCCUCCCAUGGUACCGCUUCCUUUGACAGCACGUGAUCAUGCUCGUGAAGGAGUUAGUCGACGAGGCCAUGCACUACGACCCGAACCACAAGUGGUCUCAGUCCAUCAGGACUUACUGAUGGAGAAUGCGCGGCCCGCUGCCAUGUACGCCGCCGUGCUCGUGAGCUACCUCGCCACUCACGACGUCGUCGAGUGCGUCAGCGCCUUCUUCGCUCACGAGCUCCUCAUGCCGCUGAUCGUGAACGUGCCGCACAAAAUGAAGGUGAUGAAGCUGGUCCUUGUCUCUCGGGAAGUUCGCAAUCGGGUGGACACGCAAGCAGAUAGGACAGGCCGACAGAUUGACUUUCUUGCCUCCGCUCGGUGCGCCUGCAGUCGUGUUUCAAUACUCUCGGGAUCACAUGAUGUGUUGGGUACGGACCACGAUGUACUAGUGAUGCUGGUUUCGGUGACGGGGGGGAGAGUUCCCCGAAAGACAGACACCAGACCCAGAGUGUUGGUUCGGGACCUGCCACCAAUCGACAAUCUCAGCCAGGAGGGGGUGGUCGCUUUGGCUCGGGACUAUACCGCUCCGAAAACAGGCAAGAGCUAUGUCGACCCUGAAGCUGUUAAAGCUCUUUUUCGUAUUGCUCGUCACGGGAAGAACCGAGAGGAGUGGAAAGCAGCUUUCCAGGCCCGGAGAAAGGCUCGUGGGGUGUGGCAACAGGAACAGUUGCGGAACGCGGUCGCCGGUGACUGGGGUGCCUUUCGGCGGGUCCGCCAAAAGCCGAAGGGCGAGUGGGAGCAUGGGUAUGCAGAUGCCAACUCUGAGCCUCACCUGAGCAUCCACAAUCACCUGCAGAGCAUCUAUCGGUCGGACGAGAGGGUUGAGGUAUGUGAACCAAAACUUCCCUUCCGCCCCAUCGAACUUGAAGAGCUGAAGGAGGCGGUUAGACUUGGAAAGCGGGGGGUCAGUGUGAGUCAGGACGGUACCUCUCAGGAGCUCAUUCAGGGGAUUAUGGCAGCUGACGGGGGGGCGGAGGCCCUCCGGAGAUGGUUCUCGGACAUUCUCCUGUCAGGGGACCUGCCCGAAGAUUGGUACAAAUCCCUUAUGAUCGUGCUACCCAAGACGUCUCAUCCGGUGCUCCCUAAAGAACUUCGGCCGAUAUCAAUGUCCUCUGCUUUGAGUAAAACCUUCUGCCGGAUCAUCCUUCAGCGAAGCAAAAUGGCGGUGAAACCCCAUGGAUCGUGUCAAUGUUCGGGGCCGCAGAAGCAGACCACAGACUACGUGUACUGUGCACAUCACCUUAUGGCUCUGGAGAGGGAGUGGAAGGGAGGCCUGGCCUUCCUUAAGGUCGACCUCGAAAAGGCUUUUGACCUGGUAAGCCGUCCUGCACUUUCGUCAUUUCUCGAGGAGCGCCUUGGGGCAGGGUACGAACUUCGCAUUUGGCAGCAGCUUCUCGCGCAAAGCACGGCGAGUCUGGAAACCCCCUGGGGGGCGUCAGAACUUAGUGUUCAGCGUGGAAUUCGCCAGGGCUCCGUCGAAUCUCCUCUCUUCUUCUCGUGUCUUGCUGAGAUGACGGUGGAAAAAACGGCGGAGACUUGUGGUUGGGCGAGGGAGGACCCUGCUCUGCCUGGCCUCAUGCUUAGUGAAGCCUUGUUCGUUGAUGACUCCAUAUUGUGGAAUUCUUCGUUGAAGGUUUUGAGUCGCAGGACCGAGCAAUGGGCGAAAACACUUUUGGAGUGUGGCUUGCGGAUCAACAUCGAGAAGUGUGCUUUGUAUGUGAGCCCAUAUCAUGACGGGGACAGGAGCAUCACGGUACAGGGGGUCACUCUGCACUCGGGGGAUCACUUGAACGUCAUGGGGCUCCAGUUGAGCGUCACGGGCACAACAUGUCAGCUCUUGGCGGGGUUACUGGCAAAGGCGAGGGAUACCUUUUGGGGCAUGAAAUCCCUUCUGCUGUCGGACUCUCCGAUACACUCGCGGGUACGCCUCAUGCACAAGGUUGUGGGCGGGUGUGGGCUCUGGUGUAUUUCGGCCUUUUACCCCGAGACCUCUGCCCAGCAUCUCGUGAACACUUUCCAGAUGCAGUUGCUGAUCAGCAUGUUGCGGUUGAAACGACGACCUGACGAAGGGUGGUUGUCAUUUCGCAAGCGGUCCUACCGCACCGCCAGAUCGGUUUUGUGGCAGGGCAAGCACCCCAGGUGGAGCAGUGUGUGGUGUGAGAGACAUUGGUUGUAUCUGGGGCACCUCGCUCGCUCCCUAUCACAUCACCCACCUCCGGCGGCGGGUCUGGUUUGUGCUUAUCGCAACAGGGAGUGGUGGUUGGCAGAGCAAGCGAAGAGCGACAGAGAGGGUACUCGGCACACUGGCAAAUUCUUUCCUCGGCUCAUGCUUGCGGAGAGUCAUCUUGACUCUGUUUCAGGUGGACCCUGGAGAGUUUGUGCACAAGAUCGGGCACGGUGGACAGGCCUGGCACGAGACUGGGUUCGGUUUGCAGAUGUGCCCUGGAGGGUAACACGACAAACACCCGUGCUCUUCCUCUCGCUGACUACUCGCUGCAUGGCGGCGACUUUCUUCAUGACCUUCGGCCACCCGCGCCGACUUGGCCUGAGCUCCGUGAUGGCGCUCCUGGCCCUUUGGAAUGCUUUGGCCCACCCUCCUCAAGGACGUGGGCCUGCUCCACUUGAUCCACAUGACAAUGUACAGACGGCAACUUCCUUUAACGAGACCACUUUGGUUUCUCCGGAACAGGCUCCCCCGGCCCACAUGCAGAACUAUGAGACGGAAGACCUGGCGACAGGCCACACGGGUGAGGGGGAGACCACCAAUGAAGCACAGGAACAGGAGCCCGCAAGUGGCUCCAAUCAGCAGCCAGCUGCGUCUUCUUUGUCCUCGUCCGCCGGAGCCGCCUCCUCGGAUCAGGCUCCCUUGGUGUGUGCCUGCCCGUCCAUGGUGGACUCCUCGGACGGCUACCACUACCAGAUACCCGCAGUGCCGAUGAAGGCUCGCAUGCAGCGUGCGAAACGUAAACGGCUCCUCCUUCGCAGCUUGAUUGCGGAUGAGACGGAGCGCUUUGUCAGGGAGGUUGACGACAAGCUCAUUCGCAUCUCCGAGGAGCACGAUGGAGACUGGGUCAUCGCGGUGUGCAUGGAGCUUCGCCGGGAGAUUGGCCUCUUCCUCCAGUACGACCCUCACCCUCGGGACGGACUUCGCGACGCUAUGGUCGCUCCUAUCCUCCAGACACUGGAUGAACGUACUGUGGAAAACCCCCACAUCAUGGCAAAGCGGUAUCGGCCGUGGCUGGAUGGCAUGUAUGCAAGGCUCUUUCGGGCAGUCGAGCGGGUCAAGUUCCAGGCGGCAGAAGAGCUGGAUCUGGGAGAGUUGGCGGAUGGGUCGUGCUUAAUGGACAUGGGCAAUCCACGUCCGCCAUGGAGGGCACGAUCCCGCCUCAUAGGGCCGAGCGGCCCCAACAGUGCCCGGGAGACUCACACUUACGUCACCUUGCAGGCUGAUGGUACAACAAGUGCGAGCCCACACCCGCCUGUUCACGGAGAACCUGCGAACAUUGCGCAGGCGGUGGGCAUGGUGUGUGACGUGCUUGGACUUCGGCACCCUGACGAAGAGCAAGAGAGUACUCCGGGGUUCCUCCCUGCUCGAACACAGAGACACCUCAUCAACAUCUUGACCCCGAUGAGCGAUGCUGGACGGCGCCUCAUGCAUGAUGCUCUGGCCCCCUGCUUGAGUAGGCUGGGAGAUGAGCUGGAAGAACUGAUGAUCUCCCUCCCUCGAGCCGAUCGCGGUACGGCCUCUGGGUCGACACCUGCUGCUAGCUCCUCGUCGGGGCCGCGGCGGCCCAAGGCGAAAGCUCGUCCUACCACUGCACGUUCCCGCUCUCCUGUGACUGCGGUUGCAGAUCCGGCAGCGAGCUCUGAUGUACCUGAUGAGGGGCCACCGGUCGACCUAGCCUCGGACUACGUGGACGUGUUGGUUGAGGAUGACGACUCGGACGACGAGCUGCUGCUGCAGCUAGGCUUGGAUGUUCACUACCCGGGGGAUGAAGAAGCAGACACCUCGGGGUUCAUGCAAGAGGCUGCACGCGGGACAAGGCCCGCACUGGCGCCGGGAGGCUCUGAUGAUUCCUCCAGUGCCCCUCAGGGCACCGAUGGAGAGGGGUUGGCAGAUGCAGGGGCAGGUGCAGGUGACGAUUCGGGAGAAUGUGCACCGCCCCGUCGACGUGCUGGACAAGGUGCGGGUGAUGGUUCGGGAAUACCUGUCCGAGAAGGAGAGAGCUCGCGAGCACUACCCGGCCAGCACGAGUCGGGAGAACAUCGAGAUGGAACCUCUUCGCCCCGGAGGGACCGAUCCAGGUCCCCGCUCGCUCAUGGUCUUGAAGUCUUCCUGGGAGCUCGUUGGUGGCCCUCGAUCCUCGACAACUUCUUGGCUCUGCACACCAAUGGUGGCGGCGGACCACGAAUGCUGGGUUACCUCCAGCAUCUGAUCGAGGGCAGAGGUGUACGCUCUUAUGCUGGGUAUUGUGCACCGGUACUUGCCCACCUCGAGGACACUGCCCCGGAUCCCCUGAACACGGGCCUCGUGACCCAGGAUGUGGAGUUUGCGGUUCUGUUGGAGAACUACAUGUGGGAGGAUUGGGUUGAUGAGAGGCGGCCCCUACCUGGUACCCAACCGGUGAACGUGGGCAUCUUCGCGGCUGUGGACGGGGUUCGAGCAGGGGAGGACACGUAUAGGGUGCUACAGUGGACAGACGUGGCACAGCUCAGUGCCCUUCCUGGGGACGACAAUGCCUCCCCCAUGCUUGAGAAUGCCGAGAGCGGCAGCGAGGUCAGCUGGUCUUCUUCCUUGGUUCAGUCUGCCCUUGUCCUACGCCCACAUGGUGGACUGGUGCAAGUGGUCCAAAGCCUGGACGUAAGACUAACCGACUUCCCUCCUUCCACACGGGUACGGCGAGCUCUUGUGAUGCUCGAUCGCCUGAGGGCGUACUACUGCGCAUCUGGAGGGCGACGGCGUCUACCUGAACAGGCGGAGAGCUUGGAGGCCAUGCUCACGACCCAUGCCGUUGCUGACAGUGGCGAGUGCUCUGCCGGGGACCCUGACAAUGAAGACUCGUUGUGGGUCAACUCCUGGUGGGAUCAGCUUCGGUCCCUCCUUCCUCCGCCGGAUGACGAGAUUCCGCCAACACUGCUACGGGAGACUGUGUCAACUGGCAGUCCGGCGGGAGGGGACCAUGAUACAGACAGCCGAGGGACUACCAUUGAAUGGCAUGAACGCCAGGAGCUUCUACAAGAAAUGGAUGACGCCCGCCGUUAUGAGGAGUACGUUCUCGAGAAGGAGCGGCGCGAGCAAAUGGAGGCGGAUGAGAGGGACUUGCAAGAGGCAGCCCGGCUUCGUGCUGUUGAGCGUGGGGGUGCUGGAAGUGCCCGUCCCGACGGUCGAGCCUAUCAGGUAUGGGAAGACUGGGCGGUCUACGAUGAGAUGUACGGGGCCUCCAGGUCGGCGAGCAAACGGGCUCGAGUAGAAGUCGAAUCUUUUCUGGGAACUGAUGCCAAUGGCCCGAGUUCCAGUACCAGCCUCUGGGUUCCACCGGCGAGACUGUUGCGGAUCACCAUCGCCCUGCCUCAAGUCAACGUGGAGUCGCCAACGCCUCUGGAGCCUACGCAGGAGGGCAUCCCGGGGGGUAUCGGUGACAUGGUCCUGGAUGUCGAGCCGACAACGACGACGGGGGCGAAUGGAGACCAUGUGGCUUCGGGGCAAUGGCCGGCCGGAUCUCUCAGGGAUGGGGCUGAGCUGGGGAACCCGAAUGUCGACUCUGGCGCGUAG